Botrytis byssoidea is the source of this 4824-nucleotide messenger RNA. RefSeq lists its product as uncharacterized. Lineage: Eukaryota; Fungi; Ascomycota; Leotiomycetes; Helotiales; Sclerotiniaceae. Gene Ontology annotation, molecular function: ATP hydrolysis activity; ATP binding; ATP-dependent chromatin remodeler activity. Gene Ontology annotation, cellular component: Swr1 complex. The record is from RefSeq and is a predicted model, not a curated record. The transcript is spliced from 2 exons. Bases 1 to 4824 code for a protein of 1607 amino acids.
AUGACAACCGCGUCAGAAGCUCCCGAGAGUGAAAAAAUCUUUGAUAUACCUCCAAUUGAAGAUGUGCUACAAACCCCGAAAGCGAAUGGACAUGCGAUUGAAAAUGGAGAUGGAGAAGCACCACCGAGCAAGAGGCGGCGACUCAGUAGCGAGACAAAGACUAUACAGAAGCGCAAACCCGAAUCGCCUCCCUGGAAAAAAGUCUUAGCAGAAGGUCCAACUUCUUUUACUGUCGAUGGAAAACGCAAAUCAGGCCGUGUGAAUCAGAUACCAUUGGAGCUACAACCUCCGUCCGAGAAGAGGACAACGCGGGGUGCGGCGCAAAAGGCUGUCACCUCGAAAAGUAAACAUGGAAAUGGGAAUGGUAUUCACUCCUCUCUAAAUCGAGAUACAUCCACACCCGGAACCUCUCAAGCUUCCAAAAAGUCCACCAGCCAAAAUGUAUUGAAAUGCCCAGUCAAACUAUCAACAUCGCCAAAGCGCUCGCAUCGAAAGUCCAUACCUUCGGAGCAGAAUUCGACACAAAUACGAUCCAGCAGCAAAAAAUCUACCAUUUCUAAAGAACCACAGUCAACGCCUUCAAAUUCGAGGUUGCGCCGAUCAGGUCGAGCUUCUGAAGUAAUUCAGAAUGACCUUACGAAUUCAUCGCCAGCAAUAGAAGCAGAGAGUAUGGCAGAUCAAACCCCAAAAUCCACACCAACAAAAAUUAGACUUCGAGUCAAGCCAGCGGCCGUCCCUGUGGUACAUCCAAGGUCGCUUCCGGUACCGUCAAAAUUUGGGUCUUUCGAUGAGUUCUGGGAGCAGGGUCAAAAUAUACCAGUAGAAGCAGGUGGCUUGUAUAGCGCCGAAGAUGCGGUGAUUUUCACCGAGGAAGAUGCCAAGAAAGAAGCCCAUACAAUUAUACAGCUUGAGGAUGCGGUGGAACGUGGUGUUUUGGGGACUUCAUUAAAUCGUCCUGAGAAACAAGACCCCAUGCCACCGCAGUAUGCCCACCAAGAUCAUCUUGUAAGAGCUGCCCUACACUUCAGGAUGCUCAUGAUCAGGGAACAAAAAGAGCAUUUGAGGCUCGCGAAACAACUGGCUGAGGCAUGCAGAGAUGAAUGGACCCGACGACAACCAAAAUCUCAUGAACAACUGGAGGCAGAGGAAAGAAGGGCGUCUGAAGUGCGUUAUAAAAGCGUCCUCAAGAGUCUUUUGGGUACCUGGGAAAAUGUUAAAGCAGAGGUCAAUCGGCGGCGCCUAGUUGAAUGGGAGGCACAGGAACAAGCUCGGGUACGGAAAGCCCUCAACGAGGCUGUGGAUAUUUCUACGCAAAAGCUUCAGGCUCGUAGAGCGCAACAGGAUUCGGAUGAAGACACUGAAGAAGAAGAUAAUGAAGACGGGGAUGCAAAUGAUGAUUCCGAUAAUGAUGACAAUCUAGAUUCUGACCCUAGUGACGACGAAGAUAAUAUGUCCUCUUCGGAGUCGGAGGCCGACGAAGGGAAUACCAAACACGAGGAUGAGCAACUUACUGUCGAUGAAUUGCGCGAAAAAUACGCCGCCCUACCAGAUAUUGUGCCAGCCAGCGAUGACAAAGAAAUGGCUGGAAACGGCAGCGAAGAUGAAGACAUGGAAAGCGAUCCUUCUAUAGACAUGGACGACGACACGGAUUCCAGCGACGAAGAGGAUGAUAGUGAUGAGGAAGAGGACAAUGACGUGGAUGAAGGGAGCCGUGCUGAUCUUCUUGGAUUUCUUUUGCCUUCCGAUAUCAAAGAUCUUGAAACGAGGCAAGCUAAGUUGGGGCCCGUUGCAGAAGUAGUGGAAGCUAUGGACGAAGGUUCAACUCCAGUCGUACCAGAAGACGCAAUGGAUUUAGAUACCGAGGAUAGUGAAGUCCCCUCCAUACCCAAUGGAGAAUCUGUACCGCCUUUAAUGAAUGGAACAUCCAAAAAAUCAUCUCUGAUCGAAGAACUGUCCACAAGUGAGCAUCAUGAUUCAUCUAGCAAGGUAAAUGAAUUGUUAUCUGCACAUCAGCCACAAGAGGUUUCAGCGAUGAGUCCCGAUCGAAGCAGCCAGCCCACUCCUAGAACAACCGAGACUAAGCCUUCAGAGGUGGAUUCGGCAUCAUCUGUGGAUCUUCACCAGAGUAGUCGCCGCAAUACACAAAGCGCAACUCCUCAACCUGCAAACGGACUGAAGACUCCGGUUCCUUUUCUCCUGCGUGGUACCCUUAGAGAAUACCAACACUAUGGUUUGGAUUGGCUUGCCGGUCUUUAUGCGAACAACACAAACGGUAUCCUAGCGGAUGAGAUGGGAUUGGGGAAAACAAUCCAGACCAUAGCCUUAUUAGCUCAUUUGGCGUGCGAACACCAAGUCUGGGGCCCGCAUCUUGUCAUUGUACCCACAAGUGUUAUGCUCAACUGGGAAAUGGAAUUCAAGAAAUGGUGUCCAGGUUUCAAAAUCCUAACCUACUAUGGGAAUCAAGAAGAGAGAAAACGCAAACGUGCUGGCUGGAAGGAUGAUGAUGCUUGGAAUGUAUGCAUUACAUCAUACCAGCUUGUCAUUCAGGAUCAGCAAGUGUUCAAGCGACGACAAUGGCACUACAUGAUUCUUGAUGAAGCUCACAACAUCAAGAAUUUCCAAUCUCAAAGAUGGCAAACUAUGUUGAAUUUCAACACUCGAGCGCGGCUGUUACUGACCGGUACUCCUUUGCAAAAUAACUUGACGGAAUUGUGGUCCUUACUCUACUUCUUGAUGCCCUCGGAUGGAAGCGAGCAAGGUGUUGGUGGUUUUGCAAAUUUGAAAGAAUUCCAGGACUGGUUUAAGAAGCCAACAGAGCAAAUCUUGGAGCAUGGCAGGGAGCAAAUGGAUGAUGAAUCGAAGGCAAUCAUUAGCAAACUGCACAAGGUUCUUAGACCUUACCUUCUCAGGCGAUUGAAAGCAGAUGUCGAAAAACAAAUGCCCGGAAAGUACGAGCACGUUGAAUUCUGCCGUUUGUCCAAAAGGCAACGUGAGCUUUACGAUAGCUUUCUAAGUCGAAAUGAUACCAGAGAUACCCUUGCAUCAGGUAAUUAUCUUUCCAUCAUCAAUUGCCUGAUGCAACUGCGAAAGGUUUGUAAUCAUCCAGAUCUCUUCCUAGAUCGACCUAUUAUGACUUCUUUUCCAAUGGAAAAGUCUGCAAUCACCGACUUUGAGAUCAAGGACCUUUUAGUUCGCAGAAAAAUGUUCCGCCAAGAACCUAUGUCUAGAGUUAGCUUGGAUUUCUUGAAUCUCGUGCCCGUGAAGCAUGAAUACUUGCCUGGCAUCUUGGCCUCCGAAAUCAACAGACUCAGUGCCCGACGUGCCCUGGAAGUGAUGAGGGAGGCUCAGCGUGCAAGAGCCCAGAAUGCAUUUACCAACCUCGACCCUUCAACAGUCAAAUCAAAUCUGGUGUAUUUGGAAAGUGCUUCCAGGUGGGGACGAUUCGAAGAGCUUCAGCAUUGCGUAUAUCUCAAUGCACUCCGGCGACAACAGAAACCUAUCUAUGGUAGUUCCCUCAUUGCACGUCUAGAUCUUCGUCUUGAUCAGCGUCCACUACAAGCGAAGCCUAGGCGACGAACCAAGUUGAUAGAAUGGUUGGAGGAGUCUUCGCCGAUUAUGCGUUCAAUGGUUCCGACGUUUACCUCACGUUCUCAAGACCUACAUACAACCAUACAAAAAUUUGCUUGUGUAACUCCACCGGUAGUGGCGCGAGACAUGAACUCAGUUAUGUUCACACCCAAAGGUGUAAGUAACUUUCAAAGCACCGUCGCCACUCGAGAAACAGAUCCAUUUCAUGAGGCACGCAUGAGACUAUCCAUUCAAUUUCCGGAUAAGCGUCUUUUGCAAUAUGAUUGCGGUAAAUUACAAACUCUGGACAAGUUAUUGCGCAAACUGCAGGCCGGCGGGCACAGAGCACUAAUAUUCACUCAAAUGACAAAGGUGCUUGAUAUUCUUGAGCAAUUUCUCAAUAUUCACGGACACAAAUACCUACGACUUGAUGGAGCUACCAAGAUUGAGCAACGACAAAUUCUUACGGAUCGCUUCAAUAACGAUACUCGGAUUCUUGCUUUCAUUUUAUCCAGUCGCUCGGGCGGUCUAGGCAUCAAUUUAACGGGUGCGGAUACUGUUAUCUUCUAUGAUUUGGAUUGGAAUCCAGCCAUGGACAAGCAAUGUCAAGAUCGUUGCCAUCGUAUUGGACAGACACGCGAUGUUCACAUUUAUCGUCUAGUCUCAGAACAUACUAUCGAAGCCAACAUUUUACGCAAAGCAAAUCAAAAGCGUAUGCUUGACGAUGUCGUUAUCCAAGAAGGAGAGUUUACCACGGAUUACUUCAACAAGAUGAAUGUACGAGAUGUCAUUGGAGAGGAAGAAUCUAGUCUUAUGGAUGGUGAUGCAGCAGCUAAUGCAGCCAUGGAUCGAGUAUUGGGUGGCCCUGAUAAUGACAAAGAUGUUCGACGUGUUUUCGCUCAAGCCGAAGAUCGCGAGGAUGUCGCUGCAGCUAGAGUCGCCGAACGAGAAAUUGUUCAGACCGACGCAGCUGAUUUCGAUGAGAACGCAGCUACAGCAUCUGCUACUCCCGGUGGCACGGGAACUCCUGCAGAAGGUGGCCCAACUCCUGGUGCCGAUGGAGCACCCACCGUUGAGGACCUCAUGGAGAUUGAUGAAGACGAACUCAAUGCUUGGAGCCAGCCCGUGAAAGCAGUGGAUGAAUACAUGCUGAAAUUCAUGUCUGUUCAACUAGCAAAUGCGCCCAUAGAGUUGCCAAAGGAUAAGAAGAAGGGCAAGAGGGGCAAAGACCAUCGAGAUCGCCAUAGACGAAGGUGA